This is a messenger RNA of Aphanomyces invadans, 723 nucleotides long. RefSeq lists its product as hypothetical. The transcript is spliced from 4 exons. Lineage: Eukaryota; Oomycota; Saprolegniomycetes; Saprolegniales; Verrucalvaceae. The coding region runs from base 1 to 723 and encodes 240 amino acids. The record is from RefSeq and is a predicted model, not a curated record.
AUGCCCUGGAGAGGUGGCGUUGGCAACGCUCCAGCGGCAAGAGCGGCUGCCAGAGGCUGGCCGCUAGACCCCAGUCAAGUGCCUUUACCGGCUGGUGAGGACGACGACUUUACGGGCGCGGCGACUAGACAAGAGCUGCCGCGAACAACUGUCGCGACAGCGAGUCAACAGCCGUCGCAGCCUCAAGGCGAUCAGAAUGACGUCGACAUGGGCGAAGACGUCUCGUAUGUUUGUCAUGCGCCGGUGAUUCCCCAAGCUCCGAGCUUUAGCGGCUCGACCAAGCAAGAGCACCGUGUUCUUAUGCGCGCCUAUCAGAGUGAGAUUUCAACCGGCCAGCCGCGUGACCUCGACAUCCUGAAGAGGCGCCUGGAGGCGACCAUUCGUUUCGACACGAAGAUUCUGGACGCCGACUCUCGGGUUGGGGAGAUGCUCGACGGGCUCAUGAGGGCCCUAGAACGCCACAACCAAGAGUGGGUACUCAAGGACGAGGGUAAAGUUGACGUGGACCUUAUGGUCAAGGUGGUCCGACCCUCGAUGCUCCAGUCGGCCAUCAAGAAGCAAAUGCAACUGCAAGUCAACAAGCCGUUGCGCUCCGACGUCCUUCGCUUCGUCAACUGGUUGCGGAUAGCCAAGACGCUCGAGGCCAUGCGUCGAAGAGGCCCGACGAGAAGAAACCGGACGGGGGAGCUGGAUCAGCGAAACCCCGGUCCGCGGACGGAGUGA